CGACUCAAUUCCCUACUUUUAACACCUACAAUUUUAAUGUUAAAUAAUGCGACUUAAUUCACUUAACUGCCUCCACAAAUCGGAAAUACAAACAGCAGUGGUGGUGGUGGUGGCCCGCCAGAAAGCGGAUGAUGCGAUACUUAUAUGCCGCCGAUUUUCAAAACAGCAGCUGUUAAUUGAUUCCCGAUCAAAUAUACGAAGCUUUCAUCACUUUCAACUGAGAAAUGCUGUGCAGAGGAAACUCGAUAAAGUGCCGGAAAGAAGGAUCGGUGCCGGUAUACCUCAAUGUAUAUGAUCUCACCUCCAUGAAUGGCUAUGCUUAUUGGCUAGGUCUCGGUGUCUAUCAUUCCGGUGUCCAAGUUCAUGGAGUAGAGUACGCAUUUGGAUGUCAUGAACAAGCGACGACAGGGAUCUUCGAGGGAGAACCGAAACAAUGCGAAGGAUUUACUUUCAGGAAGCAGAUUCUGAUCGGAUGGACGGAGAAGAAUCUGAGAGAAGUGAGAAGAAUCAUGGAAGAUCUUGCUGAAGAUUACAAAGGCAUUUCAUAUAAUCUCAUUACCAAAAACUGCAACCACUUCUGCAAUGACGUUUGUGUUAGACUCACCGGAAACUCGAUCCCUAGUUGGAUCAAUCGACUCGCCAGAAUCGGUUUUCUGUGCAAUUGUAUAAUUCCAGCGAGUAUAAGUUCGAUCAAAGUCGGAAUUGAAGAUAACAAAGUGCACAACGAAGGAGAAAUGAAAAAGCUGAGAAGCCGUUCCAGCAGGUUCACCUCGUCUUCGAGUUGUUCACCGGCGUCGGAAAAUUCGCCGUUGACAUCUCCCACGGUUGCUCCGACGACAGGUCAUAGAACCACAUCUUCUCUCCCUCCACCUUCUCCUUUGAUUCUAGAUUCUCCCAAAUCCUAACAGAUUUUUGAUUUUUCAUUCCAUCUUUCAAUCAAACUGUUCUUCGUUUAAAUUUUUUCUUCAUUCAUGUUUUUAAUUGAUUUAUUUUUCUCCUCCAUUGAAACUGUUAACAAGAUUUCCACCUUGAAUACAUUUGGAAGAAUGAUUCUUAUGAAUCAAUCUACAAUCUCUGACUAAUUGAAAAAUUAGGUAAAUUCAGUUAUGCCAUUUCACGAUAGUUCUUUGAGCAACAUGGGG
Messenger RNA from Lactuca virosa, 1142 nucleotides. Lineage: Eukaryota; Viridiplantae; Streptophyta; Magnoliopsida; Asterales; Asteraceae. The record is from the annotation of a GenBank genome assembly.